UGUUUUGAUUUGACCAAAAAGGAGAUUCGAGUAGCUUUCAUUUUUCUUGAUAUCUUGACCGAUGUAUGUUAACAUUUGGAUUAAAUUGAGCAUAUUGUUGAAGUAAAGAGCAAAUUGUUGAAAAGGACCAAACAUUAAGCGCUGAUAAGCAAGAGACAAUAGGAUAGCUAAGAAUUAUUUUAAGCUUUCCACUUGGCACUUGUCUAAGUUACCCUACAGCAUAAGAUCGAUUCAACUUGAGGCUUGAAGCUUGACCAAGGUCCAAAAACCAGCAAAACUCACGAAGAAUAUGUUAUGAAGCUUGGCCAUGGAGGGCAGCGAGUAUGAAAAGCGCUACCAGCGACUCGAUGAACAUCACACUUAUGAAGGCUUCAAUAGAUUGCACGAUGCACCUCGUGUAGGGUUCUCGGGCGAUGGAGGCCUUGGGAGUUCCGAAGAAACACGCACAUCAUCUGACAAUGUCCUGAUGCACCGCGUCCCUGAGAGGGUCAGGGAUUGGCAUCAUGUAGAUGACCUGGACAGCUUCUUCAAACGGAUCUACAGGUACCACCAGAGUAAUGGCUUCACAGUUAUGUUACUGCGCGAUGGGCUAGACCUGGUUCAGUAUCUCUUCAUGGUGUUUUUGACGGUGCUUGUGCUGUGUGGACUCAACUACGAAGUGCUUCUGGGUAGUGAGUCUGUAAGUCUCAACAAGAACAACACCUCAGGCGUGGUAGUCAAGACGACCUUAUCUGAUGGCUUCUACAGUUUUUCUGAGACUCUGUCACGCAUCAGUGUUAUGUUGGGCAUUGUUCUGUUCGCUGCUCUACUCUUCCUCCUUGGACGGCUUGUUUAUACUAUACACAAUGCAACCCAAUACAAGGAUACCAAGGCCUUCUUCUCGAAUGCUCUUAAAAUCCCGGACAGUGCUCUGCAGAAUGUCACUUGGGAUGAAGUAAAGAAACAGCUCAUGGAAGUUCAGUUGCAACAACGAAUGUGUGUCCAUAAAGACAUCCUUACCUCCCUGGACAUUUAUCAGCGCAUCCUGCGUCACCAGAACUACAUGGUGGCGCUUGUCAAUCAAGGCAUCAUUCCGGUGCGUUUCAACCUCCCCUUCUACGGCGAGAUGGUCUUCUACACUAAAGGCUAUGAAUUUAACUUGCAGCUGUUGCUCUUCUGGGGCCCACUGUCUCUCCUUCAAAGCAUCACGCCCGAGUCGCUACGACAGCCUCACAGAAAGAAAGAGAUUAUUGCCAGCUUUGAAAAGAAGAUUGUUUACUUGUCCAUCAUCAACUUUUUCAGUAUGUUUUUUGUUUUUGUCUAUCAGGUUCUAUAUUCGCUUUACCAUAACGUUGAGCGAGUGAAAAACGAACCAGGGUCUUUAGCAGGUCGCUGCUGGUCCCAGUACGGUAGAAUUUAUCUGCGCCACUACAACGAACUUGACCAUGAGUUAAACUCGCGACUGAACCGUGCUUAUAAACCUUCAAUGGCCUACCUUAACAGCUUCUCUUCUCCUGCUUUAUCGGUCAUUGCAGGCACUCUUGUGUUUAUAGCAAGUGCAAUAUUUGCCGUAAUUGUUGCGAUCUCGCUGUUUGAUGACGACUUCCUUCGCGUUGAACACGUCAUCAAUUUGCUUGCCGUUUCUGUGAUCGUUAUCGCCGUUUGCAGAAAUUUCAUCCCUGAUGAGAACCUUGUAUGGGUGCCUGAGAUGUUGAUGGAGCGCAUAGUCACUCAGAUUCAUUAUCUCCCUGAGUCUUGGACCGGAAGGUUCCACACGACGCAAGUACGAGAUGAAUUCUCGCGCCUCUUUCAAUAUAAAUUUGUUCACCUGCUUGAAGAACUCAUAUCACCUCUGUUCGUCCCUUUUAUUUUGUUCUUCAGUUUGCGUCACCGUGCCAAGGAAAUAGUGGAUUUCUUCCACAUGUUCACUGUGUCUGUGGAAGGUAUUGGUGACGUGUGUUCUUUCGCACAAAUGGACAUCAAGCAACACGGUAGUCCGAAUUGGCAGCCUGACGUGCGCAAGGCCAACGAUGGUGAAGAGACCAACCCUGAACAAAGGCUCUAUGCACCCGAUAAAGGUCGCACGGAACUCUCCCUCAUGCAUUUUGCCCUCACUAAUCCUGACUGGCAACCACCAAAAAGUGGGGCUGCUUUCCUCACGGCGGUGAAACAGCGCCCGCAUCAGGAAUGCCACGGCUUGACUGCAGUAGCCGAAACAGACCUGGCGCACUCCAUCAACUCGCUUAAUCUCACGGGUCAGGACAGGAUCGCCCACUGGAUGGCGCCUACAGUUUUUGGCACGCGAAAUGUGGCUGGUCCAUCUGAGACUGGUUAUGUUGCUCGUGGUUUCAACGGCGGGGUUGCCCAUGUGGAAGGUCCCAUGCAGAGUUCCGUCCUUAGUGGGGCGCCGUCCCUACAAGGAUCGUUACAUCAGUCAAGCCUGGAGAUGGCAGCAAGCAUCCAUCCAGCGCUGGGCCAUUUAGAUGAUGGAAAUAACUCUUUUACUCAAUGGCUACCUCAAACUCAGACUGUUUACGAUAUGGGCAUGAGCUGUCUUUAUCUCAGGGGUCUCUCCAACAGAAGGCGGCAUCAAAAUCAGUAUUAUGAUGAAUACGGGUCCGGUGCUUAUCGGGAUCCCAGAAGCGAUGCUGGCACCGGAGCUGGGCACCCUUUUCAGUCACAAGAGUCGUCGAUUUACGAUCCUCGAAGUAGAAUGUACCAACGUACCCCAUCUCCUCCUGCCAUGGAUCCAUUCCGUGAUGCCAUGGUCUCACACCUUGGCUCCUCUGCGCAGCUGCCUUCUGGCUCCAUUUCCUCUCAGUAUCAAGAGAUGUUACACGGAGCUUCUGACAUGAUCCAACAGCAGCGUUCUCAAACGCAUGCUCCACAGCAACCUCCUCCUCCUACUCUGGAGCAGCCUGGCAGCGCUGCAGGAAUGUCCGAUGACACGCCUCUCCUCCGCCCCAAUCGGAGAUGAUUCUCUCCGCAAAAUAAAUCUAAUUAAUUCAGUUCAAUGAACUUUAGCUUUUAGACACAGACUUGUAUGUACCAGCUGUAUUUUUAUCCUCGACUUGGUAAUGUUGGAUUUUACAAUGAUUUACAAUCUUGCAUAAAGUAAUUGCUACAAGUUUAUUCAAACAUUGAAGUUUGACAUAUUGUGAAGAUUUCCUAAUCCGUGUAGUGAGUGUCUCAUCAUUUCAGCCAUACUAAUAAUAAUAAUAUAGUUUUGGUUCGAGUCAGACAUCUAUGAAUGACGUAGCCCAUAUUUUAGACCUAACGAUACUUGUAUUUUAACUGAAACCGAACCGAAUGUGUUUGUCAUAAUGUUUAAGAUAUAGCAAUAUAAGAGGUUCUCAACAGGAACUUAUUUUAGAGCGGCCUCAUUGGCUGCUAAUGUUUCAAGCCCAUUGUGUUCGUAUUGCUCGUCAUCUGCAUCAUGUAUCUCAAUUGAGUCUCGUAUAUUUUGUUCUGUGAGGAAGGGCUGAGAU
Messenger RNA from Hyalella azteca, 3467 nucleotides. RefSeq names its product autophagy-related protein 9A (gene Atg9). The coding region runs from base 308 to 2956 and encodes 882 amino acids. Lineage: Eukaryota; Metazoa; Arthropoda; Malacostraca; Amphipoda; Hyalellidae. Gene Ontology annotation, cellular component: autophagosome; phagophore assembly site. The transcript is spliced from 5 exons. The record is from RefSeq and is a predicted model, not a curated record. Gene Ontology annotation, biological process: protein localization to phagophore assembly site; autophagy of mitochondrion.